Messenger RNA from Danaus chrysippus (African queen), 318 nucleotides. Lineage: Eukaryota; Metazoa; Arthropoda; Insecta; Lepidoptera; Nymphalidae. The record is from the annotation of a GenBank genome assembly.
AUGAAAAUUGAUGGACACUUGAUGGAUAAGCAGAGGGAUGCACUUACAAGUCUCGUCACACUCUUCUGUGUGUCAGCCUUCGUUAAGAGGGACGUUGGACGAAUGAGACUCGAGAGGAGUACUGAAGCUAAAAUCAAUAUGAGGGAAGGGCAUGAGUCGACGUCUGAAGAACCGGUUAAGAACUGUGUCUGUUCCAAGGUUUACGAUCCGGUUUGCGGAUCAAACGAUAAAUCAUACUACAACAUUUGCCAGCUGCAAUGUGAAAAUAAACCCGGCACUGUUCACGUUUUGCAUCAAGGGAACUGUAUACCGUUCUGA